Molecule: messenger RNA, 960 nt
Organism: Varanus komodoensis (Komodo dragon)
Lineage: Eukaryota; Metazoa; Chordata; Lepidosauria; Squamata; Varanidae
Product: olfactory receptor 10A7-like
Exons: 1
Coding region: 1-960 (319 amino acids)
Biological process (GO): G protein-coupled receptor signaling pathway
Cellular component (GO): membrane
Molecular function (GO): olfactory receptor activity; G protein-coupled receptor activity
Source: RefSeq, a predicted model, not a curated record
AUGACUGGAAGAUACUGGAAGAACCAGACUGCAGUGAAUGGGUUCAUUUUGUUGGGAUAUCAAGAACACCCCAUUCUCCUCUUUAUUUUCUUCCUAGCAACAUACAUGGGAAUUUUAUUGGGCAAUGGCUUGAUUGUAAUGGUCACAACAUGGGAUUCUGCUCUGAGCUCCCCAAUGUAUUUCUUCUUGCGCAGUCUCUCAGGACUGGAGAUAUGUUACACCUCAGUCACCCUGCCGAAAAUGAUGGCCAACCUGCUCUCAGGAAAUCACUCCAUCUCUCUGCCAGCCUGUGCCUCACAGAUGUUCUUCCUGCUCUUCCUGGGUGCCACAGAAUGCUUCUUGCUGGCAUCCAUGGCCUAUGACCGCUAUCUUGCCAUCUGCCUGCCACUCCGCUACAUGAUAAUCAUGAGCCAUAGACUGAGGAUGGGGCUGGUGACCGGCUCCUUCUCCAUCAGCCUCCCCAUGCAGUUGUUGCAAAUUGGGCUCAUCUUCUCCUUGCCUUUUUGCAGGUCCAAUGAGAUUGACCACUUCUUCUGUGACAUCCCGCCAGUACUCAGCCUGGCAUGUGCUGACCUCUAUGCUAACGAAGUAGCUGUGUAUACAGAAAACUUCCUCUUUGUCAUCAUCCCCUUUUUUCUCAUCUUGGCCUCCUAUGUGUGCAUCUCCAAGACCAUACUGCGCAUGCCAUCCACCAUGGGGCGCCAGAAGGCCUUUUCCACUUGCUCCUCCCACCUCACUGUGGUCAUCCUCUUCUAUGGCUCUGCAAUGCUUGUGUACCUGCAACCCAAGACACCUGACUCUGUGAAGGUGGACAAAGUGCUGUCCCUACUCUACACAAUCAUCAUUCCUCUCUGCAACCCUCUCAUUUACACCCUGAGGAACAAGGAGGUGAAGGCUGCCCUUAAGAGGCUCUUUCAAAGCAAAAGACCAUUUGAAAUAGGCGCAAGUAGGGCAGAUUGA